UAUCACACGGUCUCGUGAGGCCUGAUCAAAUUACAAGUGAUCCCCCGAGAUAAUACAUCCUUGCUGUGAAGGAAGGCGGACUACAACCAUGGGGACCUAUAUCUUUCGAUGGCCGUAUGAGGCGGACGAGGUGUUCGUGACGGGUACCUUCGAUGACUGGGGGAAGACGGUGCAGCUGGACAAGAAGGGCUCAGUAUUUGAAAAGGAAGUCCAUCUGCCCACGGCCGAUGAGAAGAUCCAAUACAAGUUUGUUGUGGACGGCUCUUGGACCACCGAUCCCAACGCUCGAGAGGAAGACGACGGCAGUUACAACACCAACAACGUCCUUCUCCCGGAGGAAAUCACCAAGACACCAGCGCAAGCUUUCAUCCCGCUGACCGACCAGACGACGCCAGUCGCAUCAGUGAUGGCUGGCGUUACUCCCGACUCAACAACUGCUGCGCUAGCCGCCAGUGUCCCCAAGGAAUCCGAGGAGCAAGCAGACUUCGCAGCGGCCACGAUCUCUUCUGCUGCGCCUGGAUCGACCACAGCUGAGCUUGCCAAGGAUGUCCCGUUGGAGAAGAACGGUGAGGUCUUGCCCGGCUCUUUCCCGGAGACGCCCGCAAACGAGGCGAAUCAGGUAUCUGUGAAUCCUAUCCCCGCUUCGAACGGCAUUGGAAACCCCGUGCAAUUGAAGCCCGGACAGAAGGUCCCAGACCCUAGCUCCCUCCAUGCCAACACUAUUGAGUCGACGGUCAGGACGGACAAGGCUGGCUAUGAAGCAGAUGCUAGUGCUCCUGUGGUACCUGGCCUGGUCCCUGAAGGCGAGGGUGCCAAAGCCGAUGCUUUUAGUGUUCCCCCGGUAUCGAACAACAUGAUCCCAGAGUCCAGUCUUCCAAUGGACACGCCGUCCACGACAGACACUGGUCUGCCUAUUUCGUCAGCUGCCUCUGUAGCGACCACAGCAGCCCUUGCGGCAGCGGUUCCAUUCACGCGCGGCGUAGAUACCAAUGGCAAGGAGCCUGCUAGCGGCGUUCCUGAUGUUGUGAAAGACUCUUUGAAGGAGGCCCAUGAAGACCCUGAAGCAGCGGCCAGUCCUGGAGCGGUUCAGGAGAAGAAGGCAUUUGAAGAUGAGCUCACGCAUAAAGUCAAGCCCGACGACUCCACGGGAACGCCGGCCCCAACAAAUGGGUCGAUCGCGGCCAGUGCGGCCAGCGGAGUGCCUGGUGUCGUUCAGGAAUCUCUGAAGGAAGCUCAUGAGGGUCCUGAGGCGGCAGCCAGUGCAGAAGCUGUGAGGGAAAAGCAGAUAUUCGAAGACGAGCUUCGCAACAAGGUUCCGCCUGAUGAAUCCGUGGGAGCACCAGCCCCAACGUACGGAAGGGAACCCGCUGGCGACGUGCCUGGCGUCGUGAAGAAGUCUCUGCAGGAAGCUCACGAACCCCCUGAAGCUGCUGCGAGCAUCCAAGCAGUGGAAGAGAAGAAGGAAAUCGAAGAUGAAAUCAAGCAGAAGGUGAAGCCGAAUGAUGCUUUCGGGGAGCCUGCGCCCACGUUGUCAGCAGCCAGCGCAGUGGCAGCUCCAGCCCCGACUGCUAUUACAACUAAGUCCGAGUCUGCAGCUCCGGCCUCGACUGCUGUUGCAACGACUCAGCCAGAGUCCGCCAAGGUGGCCCCUCAGACGAGUCCGGUGCCUGGACCUUCGGAACCCACGGUGACCACGGGUGUCGCUACGGCCAAGACGACAGAGGUUUCCGAAGGGAAGGGAGUCGCCGGUGCCGGCCCAUCGACAUCGCAGGACCCUACUUUGAAGGAAACCUUGAGAGGGGACACUGGUGCGGGCGCAUCUACUUCGCAGAAGCCUACCCCGAAGGAAACCUUGAGAGGGGAAUCUGGUGCGGGCGCAUCGACUUCGCAGAACCCUACCCUGAAGGAAACCUUGAGAGAGGAACCUAAGAAGAAGAAGCGUUCCAGUGGAUUCUUCAAGAAGCUGAAGGAGAAGUUCAAAUAA
Paecilomyces variotii is the source of this 1984-nucleotide messenger RNA. RefSeq lists its product as hypothetical. The transcript has 3 exons. The record is from RefSeq and is a predicted model, not a curated record. Lineage: Eukaryota; Fungi; Ascomycota; Eurotiomycetes; Eurotiales; Thermoascaceae. The coding region runs from base 89 to 1984 and encodes 631 amino acids.